GCUUGUUGCCUCGAGGUAGCCCGGCAUCGUGCUCACAUUUCGCACUAGAAUGCGUGAUUGCAUGGAUUCCGGUGACAAUGUUGUGAGGCAGGCUUUUGCUGCAAUUGUAAGUAGGAAGGAAGGAGUGUGUGUGUGUGUGUGUGCAGAGUUCCGAUUUGUCCACUGGAUUAGGGUUUCGAACCUUGAGUUGGAGCAGGAGCUGGAGUUGGUGAAAUGGCGAGGACAUGGCGAGCGCGGGCGAUGCAGGUGCAGAUGGCCAGGGCGCUCACUACUUGCCUCUUUGGAGCUCGCGUAUUCGCGCCUCGAAAUUCCUUCACUGCAACAGGCGGUGAAGUUCUGAGCUGGAAUUGGAGAAGCUUAAGUACAUCUGCAUUGCAGCAUACAGGUGGUCUCCAGGUCUGCGUUGUUGGGAGUGGCCCUGCCGGGUUUUACACUGCUGAGAAGGUGCUGAAACGUUUUGAAAGAGCGAAGGUGGACAUUUUGGAUAGGUUGCCCACUCCCUUUGGGUUGGUUCGCUCUGGAGUGGCUCCCGAUCAUCCAGAGACCAAGGUCGUCACCAACCAAUUUUCUCGAGUGGCAGUGAGCGAUCGGUGUUCCUAUUUCGGGAAUGUCACACUUGGUACCGAUGUUUCUCUUGAGGAGCUGCGUAUGUUGUAUGACGUGGUCGUUCUUGCGUAUGGAGCAGAGAGUGACCGUAAAUUAGGAGUCCCUGGAGAGGAGCUGGUAGGCGUACAUGCAGCAAGAGAGUUUGUCUGGUGGUAUAAUGGUCAUCCUGAUCAAGUCAACUUGCAACCAGAUCUUCAAUCUUCAGAUACUGCGGUUGUACUCGGUCAGGGAAAUGUAGCUCUGGAUUGUGCCCGAAUACUGCUGCGCUCCACAGAAGAGCUGGCUACCACAGAUAUUGCCGAACAUGCUCUUGUCCAACUACGGGAGAGUCGGAUCAGGCGUGUCGUGUUAGUGGGUCGUCGUGGACCUGUACAGGCUGCUUGCACUGCGAAGGAGUUGCGCGAGAUUAUGGGUAUUAAAGGGCUGUCUGUGAAAGUGCGUGCUUGUGAUCUUGCCCUUUCACCUGCUGACCUGGAGGAGAUGAAGGCCAGUCGGAGUCACAAACGUGUCUAUGAGCUCCUAGUAAAAGCCGCUGGAUCGAAGUUGCCUGUCCACAAUGGCAGCGGAGGCCGGGAGCUUCUCUUUGUGUUUUACAGAAAUCCUGCGGAAAUACUAUCAUCGGAUGAUGGCGCUCGAGUUGCAGGCGUCAAAUUGGAGAAGACCGUACUGCAAGGGGAGAAGGAUAAACCUCAACGAGCAGUUGGUACUGGGGAAUUUGAGGAAGUAUCGUGCGGAUUGGUUUUGAAGAGCAUUGGUUACAAGUCAAUUCCUAUUCCUGGUCUGACUUUUGAUCACCGUCAAGGUUUAGUUCCCAACUCAAAAGGUCGUGUGCUGAGAAGCGUAGAGGAAGGGUCUAGCUUUGUGGCAGGGCUGUUUGUUGUGGGUUGGCUGAAAAGGGGGCCCACUGGGAUCAUUGGGACCAAUCUCAUUGACGCUGAUGAAACGGUUGAAAGCAUAGUCGAAGAUUGGACGUCUGGAGGCUUAGGUUCUCAGUCCAGCUCGUGCCCUCCAGGAAGCCGAGGGCUUCAGGAGUUGUUGGAGGAAAGAUGCAUUUCUAUCGUUACGUUUGAUGAUUGGUUGAAGAUUCAUUCAGCUGAGGUAGCGCUUGGUUCAGAAAAGGGAAAACCCCAAGAGAAAAUAAUUUGUAGAGAAGAAAUGCUUAGCAUUGCUAAACAGGUCUCUUCUCAAACCCCGUGAUAAUAUUUUCAUGAUAUAAUUCCCGACCAUCUGAUACAGUUUGUCAUUCAGGCACGAAUAAAUUCUGAAGCUUUAGUAUACUACCUGAAGUUGGUAACCUUGGUAUGAUCUGUGUUAGUGGACAAUAACAUGUUUAACUUGUUCAUACCGCCGUUUGUGGCACAAUCAGAAACUUACUUUCACUUUAAAA
This is a messenger RNA of Physcomitrium patens, 1993 nucleotides long. RefSeq names its product NADPH:adrenodoxin oxidoreductase, mitochondrial. Gene Ontology annotation, molecular function: oxidoreductase activity. The record is from RefSeq and is a predicted model, not a curated record. Lineage: Eukaryota; Viridiplantae; Streptophyta; Bryopsida; Funariales; Funariaceae.